Messenger RNA from Argentina anserina (silverweed cinquefoil), 1062 nucleotides. Its product is annotated as secretory carrier-associated membrane protein 2-like. Gene Ontology annotation, cellular component: recycling endosome membrane; trans-Golgi network membrane. NCBI's taxonomy places the organism in Eukaryota, Viridiplantae, Streptophyta, Magnoliopsida, Rosales, Rosaceae. The transcript is spliced from 12 exons. Bases 1 to 828 code for a protein of 275 amino acids. The record is from RefSeq and is a predicted model, not a curated record. Gene Ontology annotation, biological process: protein transport.
AUGAGUAGCUACGAUGCUAACCCCUUCGCUGAGGAAGAGGUUAAUCCCUUUGCGGAUUCUAGAGGUCCAAAGCCCCUUCCUCCCGAACGCUAUGAUCGUGGUGCAACGGUUGAUAUACCUCUUGAUAAUCCAUCGAGUCUGAAGGGUAAGGAGAAGGAACUCAGAGCUAGAGAGGCUGAAUUGAAGAGGAAGGAGAAUGAAAUAAGGCGUAGAGAAGAAACCAUCGCAUCAGGUGGUGUUAUUAGUGAUGAGAAAAACUUUCCUGCAUUUUGGCCCAUAAUUCAUCAUGACAUUCCAAACGAUAUACCAGUUCACCUACAGAAGAUCAUGUAUGUUGGGUUCACUACAUAUAUCAGUUUCAUCGGGUGUCUGUUGUGGAGCAUUAUUGCAGUUUCUGUAUAUUGGUUUUUUGCUGGAGGAGUUUGGGGUAUAAACAAUUGGAUUCUGGCUGUUGUCCACUUCAUCGUGUGGCCUCCCAUAGAUUAUUUUCUCUGGUAUCGCCCUCUUUAUCGCGCUAUGAGGACCGAUAGUGCCCUAAGUUUUGCGCUGUUUUUCUUCUUUUACAGUGGCCAUAUUGUCUAUUGCAUCUACUCUGCAGCUGCUCCCCCAACGUUUUGGGGCGGGUAUUCUAUUGCUGGUCUUGUGCCUGCCAUACUGCUGACUGUGGAUGAUUUUGUUACCACUUCGAUAUUUUACUUCCUGGGAGCUGCGUUGUUUGCUAUCGAAGCACUCAUGUCCAUCUGGGUUCUUAAGCAAGUAUACACGUACUUCAGAAGCAGUGGAAAAUCUCAAAGUAUGAGACGUGAUGCUCUAAGGGCAGCAAUAUGAGAGUGGAUGCCUGCUAGCUUGUUGAUUUUGUUCUUUUACAUAUAGGUUGUUUUUUGGUCCGGUGUCUUCUUAAUUAUAUAUGUAACAAAUUAAAAUGAGGACUCUUCGGUCUUCACCAACCGAAGAGUUCUGAAUGCAUGUAUGGUAACUCGUUAGGGUUGUGCAGUCGAUCAGAUGGGUGAUGAUGGCUCUUUUAGCCCACCUAGCUAUAGACAAGAUUGUUUGUACUUAAGU